Cuscuta europaea is the source of this 1395-nucleotide messenger RNA. Lineage: Eukaryota; Viridiplantae; Streptophyta; Magnoliopsida; Solanales; Convolvulaceae. The record is from the annotation of a GenBank genome assembly.
AUGGACAUAUGCCGUAUUAAUCAAUGGAGUGGCAAUGCCCAACUGCAUUUUCCUAACACUCGCAUUUAUUCCAAGUUUGGCCAACUGUAUUUAUUUGCUCAAGGAAGGAGGAAGUAACUCAACCCAUAAGAGCAAGAGCUCACAGCCAUCUUUGUGAAUUCUUAUUUGUGAGUGAGAGCUUCCCCUUUCACACCCAGAUUAAUGGAGGCCUGUUUCUAUCAACUCCUAAAAUCUCAACCCACAUGGCUUCUUCUUCUUCUAGCUCUGGGCUUCCUCAAACUCCUCGCCUUUUCUGUAUCCAUCCUCAAAUGGGUGCACGUCAAUUUCAUCCGGCCCGGUAAGAACCUCAAGAAAUACGGGUCGUGGGCUCUGGUAACCGGACCCACCGACGGCAUCGGAAAGGCAUUCGCUUUUCAGUUAGCUCGCAAAGGGCUCAAUUUGGUUCUGGUGGGUCGGAACCCGGAGAAGCUUAAAGACGUUUCGGAGUCCAUAAAAGUGAAGCACGGGCAGAUCCAGAUUAAAAGUGUGGUGGUGGAUUUCUCCGGCGAUUUGGACGACGGCGUCCGGAGAAUCCGGGAGGCGAUUGAGGGGUUGGAUGUGGGAGUACUGAUCAACAACGUGGGAGUUUCUUACCCGUACGCGAGGUUUUUCCACGAGGUGGAUGAGAAGCUGUUGGCUGAUCUGAUCAAGGUCAAUGUGGAAGGAACUACUAAGGUUACGCAGGCUGUUUUGCCUGGGAUGCUCCAAAGGAAGAAAGGGGCUAUCGUCAACAUUGGUUCAGGGGCAGCCAUUGUUAUCCCUUCUGAUCCCCUUUACUCUGUUUAUGCCGCCACCAAAGCAUACAUUGAUCAAUUUUCAAGAUGCCUCUAUGUCGAGUACAAAAAAAGUGGGAUUGAUGUGCAAUGCCAGGUACCCUUAUAUGUAGCAACCAAGAUGGCCUCAAUAAGGAGAUCAUCCUUCUUUGUUCCAUCAACAGAUGGUUAUGCUAGGGCAGCCUUGGCUUGGAUAGGUUAUGAACCGAGGUGCACCCCUUACUGGCCCCACUCUCUUCUAUGGGCUCUGGUCUCUUUGUUGCCCGAGUCCGCAGUUGAUGCUUGGCGCCUCAAGUUUUGCCUCGCUGUUAGGAAGAGAGGCCAGCUUAAGGACGCCCGCAAAACUGAUUAGGAGUCACCAACCCUAAGCACUCUUGUUUUAGUUUCAUGUACUGUGAUGUUCUCUGUUAUCUUCAACUUUUGUAGUUUAAUUUUUAAGAGUUUGCUUUAUAUGAAUGAUCUUUUUUCAAAUGAUCUUGUUCAAGAGUAUAAUACUUAAACUAUUGGAAAGUGGAAUUACUUUUUUUAUAAAAAAAGAUAUGUUCACACAAGAGGUAAUUUUUUUUAAUCGUCAACUAACCUU